Messenger RNA from Nasonia vitripennis (jewel wasp), 3094 nucleotides. RefSeq names its product CDC42 small effector protein homolog (gene Spec2). Gene Ontology annotation, cellular component: plasma membrane. The coding region runs from base 478 to 744 and encodes 88 amino acids. The transcript has 4 exons. Gene Ontology annotation, molecular function: small GTPase binding. Gene Ontology annotation, biological process: regulation of Rho protein signal transduction. Lineage: Eukaryota; Metazoa; Arthropoda; Insecta; Hymenoptera; Pteromalidae. The record is from RefSeq and is a predicted model, not a curated record.
AGCGUCUCUCGCUCGCGUCGGUCGUCGCCCGUCGGUCCGACAACGACACUCGACAGUUUCUCGCUGCUGCUCGUCGGGUGCGCGCAGGAGCGAUAAAUAUACUGGCUGAUCUUCCGAACAUUACUGCACAACGGAGUUACGAGUUCCACGUGCGCGGCCGCGUCUCGUGCACCUGUGUGUCCAUUGUUGUUUAUUGCCAUUGUUGUUCGAGGAGUUCUCGUGCAAGACGACCGGCUGCAGAUUGCAGGAGUGAACCGAAGGGAGAAGUGUCACGUGCGAGAAAGGGAGAUCGGAGAGGAUUACACAGAUUUCGCACCGGACGCCCGCGAGCGAAAAUUCGCACACCACUGGUAAGCCUCGAAUCAGAGCUGCUGCAGAGCUGCGCCAUCGUCGGGCUUGCAGACAACCGAAGCUCGCGCCAUCCCGACUUGACCACUCGCCACGACGGCGCAGAAGAAGAACAGCAGCGCCGGUAAGAUGGCAAGCACCGGCGAGGUCUGGGUCCAGUGGUUCACGUGCUGCCUGACCCAGCAGCGGCCCGGGGCCAGAGCCAAGCGGCAGAGGCCCCAGCAGCAGAGGCUCAGGAUAGACCGGAGCAUGAUCGGCGCGCCCACGAACUUCCAGCACACCGGGCACAUCGGCACCGGCGACCUGGACAUGGCCAGCGCACACCUCCACGCUAUUCAGAACCAGAUGCAGGGAAAGGGCGGCUACGAGGCCUCUUUUGGCGUUAAGGCCUGCUGAGAGUUGCUUGCCCCGCGGGUGCUCGAAACCGAUCUCUGAAGAGUCAUCGGCAACCCACGACGACGAUCGCGCACAUAGACACACCGAGAGCGAGAGAGGCUGUCGUUCUCUCAUAUUUAUUUCUCGAGCGCCGGAAGUCAAUCCCCGGGACACUCGGGGCAACGGAGAGCAGCAGCAGCGCCGGCGGCACCGGGAAACACACACACACACACACCUGUAUAUGUAUAUACGCGAUUACGACACACGCAUACGAUAUUAGACUGGGAGGGUGUGGAUCGACUCUUUGCGAGUUUGACCGUCCGCUACGAUGCAACUGCGUAGCGGCACGACUUUUCAACGCUAUCAAAGUAUAUACAAUUAUACAUAUAGAUGCGAGGGGCUUCGAUACUUGUAGGUGAAAAAAGAAUGCGGCGGCGGCGGUGGAAGCGUUUUUAGAAACAGGUGCAGACUCCGAUCGAAUUUAAGCCGGGAAAUGUGCUCGUGCGUCGACAGCACUGACUUUUCUUUUGCUGUUCGAAUUCGAGACUUUACACUCUGUCGCUUUUCCAAGCAUGCCUAAUUUUACCUUAUAUAUACAAAUUAAUAAAUUUGAUUGUCUUUAUCGAAGUUUCCACGGCAAAAAGGUCGUACUUUCACGUUUUCGCACAUUGAGUAUGCCAAUUUUAACAAUCAAAAGGACUGCCUCGUCGGAAUUUUAAAAGUCUACAAAACCUCGAUAAUAAACAAGACUUAAAAGUGGCGCGCGUGAUUUUUUUCGACUGUACUUUACACAGAAGCAUGAAUUUUUUAAAAACUUUUUUGAUUCAAAACGCCUAGAAGCAGGAACAAUCAAUUUACCGCCAAAUAAUUUUGGCAAUCUAUAGAUUGCGUAUAUAUAAACACCUAUCUACAUGAAAGAUUCUUGUGGAUAGCCCCCUCGGGGAAAUCGCUGCCUUCGGUAGUUUUUUUAAUUGAAUAAAAGUUUAAGUAUACAUUGUAGUUAAUACAAAAAGAUCUCUCCAGUGUGUUCAACACUCGACGAUUAAACGCCGUGAGAUAUCGAGAAAAUCGCACACACCCUCUUGUAUUGUGAUAAGCUGCGCGUUUAUUAUUGUUCUUUCUCGGAUUUUGUAACCAAUCACCUAAUAAUACUGUAACGGCUAAAUAAUCCUAUAAGUAUAGUCGUCUGAAAGUCUGCACGUUGUUCAACAAAUAUUAUACUAUACGCAAUUACUCAAAUCAUAAUGAAAUUGUUCUCGCGAUUGCCUUUUCGCAGUACCUUUAUAUAAUAUAGUUAAGUUUUAAACGACGUUGAUGAAAUUUUGUGUUAGCAUUUAACUUAUUGAUCACACACACACACACGCGCGCCCGCGCGCGCGCACACACAGACACGUUGCGUUUAGUUGAUGAUAAGAGAAAAACGACGAUUUAUAUUUUCAACGAAUGGACUUACUUGUCUCACCUGUGAAAUACAUUUUUUAUUUAUUGAUUUAAGUUCAACUCUUGUAUAGUAGUGUGUUAUACGAGCCUUAGCCUUAAGAAUUACUGUAUUGCAUAUUUUGUUAUAAGACUAAUUUUAAAAAGCGAAGAAGUUAAGGGUAUGAGUGCGCAAGAUUUUGCGAGUAUUCUGCUAUUGUAUGCCUUGCGAUCGAAAGUAAAGUGUAAUACGCAAUGAUAAUAAUAAUUAAACAGCCGAGUCGAAAAUUUCGCAGUCGGGUAAUAAUAGAAUAAUAAUAAAAAGUUUUCGUCUGAUACUCUAUACAUGAAUUAUAAAUCUAUAAUCGAAGCAUAUGCAUAAUGAAAUGUAACGAAACUCGAAAUUUUCGACACAGGUAUAUACGCAUCGUGAAAGCAGAAUAGAUGAAACAUAAUGCAUAAUUGACAGUCUUCCUCAAGAGCGAGAGACCGUUGCUUUAUCUACCCCUAACGCGAUAGAAUAGUUGCACGAAAGCGAGACGCUGUAAGAAACUUUUCGAUAAGCGCGCGUGUGUGCAUAGGUUUGCCAGCGCAGUUUCCAGUCCUCGAUUGCCAUCUAAUUGAACUUCGACAUAAUGGCGGGGAAGCUUUCGAGCGAGAGAGAGAGAGAGAGGUAAUAGUGCGAAAAUUCUGAAAUAAUACUCUUUUUUCCUUCCUUUGUUCGUCCGCGAAGACUGGAAAUUGAUUAUACUUUUAUCUUACGCGCGUUAUUAUGACUUUUGCAACGAGCGUCGUUUAUCAAGACUCGCCGAUUCCAUUCGUUAUUUACGUACGAUACGGUAAUAUGUAAAAGCACACUAUCGGUAUUGUAACGAUUAUAUUAUUAUUAUUAUUACUAUUAUUAAGAACUGACUGUAACUUCUAUUAGAAAAUAAAAUAUUCUAUCUGCUAUGAA